AUGGCCACACCUCCCGCAUCUCCCGCAUCUUCCGCAUCUCCUGCAACUCCCAUAUCUCCCCUCAAGAAAAUCAUCAAUUUCAUCCGUCGUACUAACACUGGUGGCGGAGAUGGUGCUGAAGAACCUGGAUCGCCAGUGCCAAAAGGUGCAGCUAAAGGCGCAGCUAAAGGCGCAGCUAAAGGCGCAGCUAAAGGCGCAGCUAAAGGCGCAGCUAAAGGCGCAGCUAAAGGCGCAGACACUCCCAAGGACCCGAAACGAAAGCGUAAAGCCGACAAGGAUGACGAAGAAGAAGCCCCGGCUGCGAAACGUACCACUUCCACUGCACAAAGAACACUCGACAAAACUCGAGAAAAACUAAAUUUCAAGGGACCAAAGGGCUCAUCGACGAAUCCUAGUUCCCCACCACUAAAUCCAAACCUUCCCGUUUUACCGACGACCCCCAGGAAAACUAGCACAUACAUCGGUAGGGCUUCGUCGAGUUUUAACCCAGACCAAAUUCAGAUGUUCCACACAACACCCAAAAAGGCUGAGAUUGAUAAGUAUCGAGCGACGGGCAUUCAAUAUCAACAGUGGAUGGCCAACAGCAACCCAGCUGGGCCUCCAUGUCCAGUAGUCCAGUCUACGCUAACCAUAGCCGAUUUAACCCAAGCCGUUCCUCCCAAUAGCCCGGAAUUUAAUGUAUGGACAUCUGAAUUCGCUCCUCCACCGGGAGACAUCAGAGAGAGUCUCAGGUCGACAAAGCUUCCCAAUGAUCCGAAAACAAAAGAUUACCGCCUUUCAAGAUUACAACUCAAUAAAGUAGUCACUGUGCCCAGUUACGAGCAUUAUAUCGUGGAGGGUGCUAUAGUUGCUUCCUCGAUUUUUAGGAAAAAAACAGGUCCUCAAUGGGCUGACGUUGCGCUAGCUGUAUAUAAAAUGGAUGCCAAUAUCGACACCCUCCAACAUGUUUUCAUGACAGAAGUUGAGAAUGAGGAAACACUCCCCUUGGUGGCAAAGGUGCUCUAUAGAAACAACGAGGAGAUCCGAGACGAUGUUGACGAUACUCGUAUAACCCCAAACAUCCACACUUGGAAAAUGCAUGCUCCAGAAUUCGAGGAAAUCCUAGGGACACAGCUUGGAAGGGCUGUAUCUCGUCUUGUUCUAGCAGCUUGGCAACCAGGUACGCAUCGGAUCCCUAGAAUUUACACUUGGUUUUUGAGAGGUGACCUAAAUAUGCGGUUUGAUAUUGAGCGGAUUCCUAAGAAGGGCAGUAUUUUCGAGAAGAAGAAAAAAGCCCCCGCGCCCGGAAAAUAG
This is a messenger RNA of Penicillium vulpinum, 1293 nucleotides long. RefSeq lists its product as uncharacterized. The record is from RefSeq and is a predicted model, not a curated record. The coding region runs from base 1 to 1293 and encodes 430 amino acids. The transcript has a single exon. Lineage: Eukaryota; Fungi; Ascomycota; Eurotiomycetes; Eurotiales; Aspergillaceae.